CUUCGGCCGCAACCUCGCUAAUGUCUAAGCUAAUGAUGCUUCCAAAUCUACAAAAAAAUUCUAUAUAAGAACAGCUAUGAAUAAACAUGUUGAAAAGAAUGUCACGGAUUCGAAUUUUUCACAUUCAAAAUUGCCGUUUCGAAGAAGUUAUGAUAAUGUCAAUAACCUGAAGCAAGAAUAUGAAAGGCCUUCUACAAGUGAUGGAUACAUUAUCACGAAUAUUCAGGAUUUCAGCUACUAUCAAGAACCUGAAACAUCUAUUGAAUCCAAAUUAAAAGACGAUAUCGUACAUUCUAAUGGAAGAUUCGAAGAAGAGAAAUUACCCAAAAAGAUCGGUUUAAAAAAAGAGAAAAAAAUACCUCCUUUAAUGUGGAUGUUGUUUGUCAUUCUUUGUUUAUUGGUGGUAGUUUUGGAAAUUGUAUUAUGGAAUCAAACAGGUUUUAGUAUGCUUUCAAAAAUACUUUUACAAAGUUUCGUUAUCGUAGUACUUGGAGUUGCAUUUUCUUUACUUUUAAUUACAAAAUCAAAAUAUACUUUUCAUGAAAUUUAAUGACUGCAAGAAGAUUUUAUCAAUGAAAGAAGAGAACUUAUCAAAAUAAAAUGUAUGAUCAAACAUAUCCUUCCAGCAUAAUGGACAUCUUAGAAGACUGUUAUAAAUGUCUAAUGUUCUUCUUCGGUAUUUUAAUAUAUUUAUUUUAUUCAUAAAUGUUUAAUGGCAAGAUCAAAAUUGUUUUAGCAAACUACUUCAUUAUAUAUUAUACCUUGAAUGAAUAGCCUGAUUAAAAUGAAUUGA
Messenger RNA from Centruroides sculpturatus (bark scorpion), 793 nucleotides. RefSeq lists its product as uncharacterized. Bases 77 to 550 code for a protein of 157 amino acids. Lineage: Eukaryota; Metazoa; Arthropoda; Arachnida; Scorpiones; Buthidae. The record is from RefSeq and is a predicted model, not a curated record. The transcript is spliced from 2 exons.